AUGGAGGAGAUGGCUUUGUCAAGUAUACCAACGUCAAGCUGCCUGAUACGCAAUAUUCCUGGCUAUAAUGUUGUGUUUAUGCUAUCAUCGAUAUUCGAUAUGUAUCAGCAUAUUAUCACAAUAUGGGAAUGCCUGAAAGAAAUUUUGCUCGGGGACUGGACUGAUGGCAUACUAUGUAGCUUCGGGAUGCCUGUUAUUAAUGGAUCAGUACGUUACAAUUGCCAAGUUCUUUGUAUGAAUAGAAAAAUAAUCAUGAUACGGCCAAAGAUGCGGCUUGCCAAUGAUGGUAAUUACAGAGAGCUGCGUUGGUUCACUUCUUGGAAGCAUACAGACCAGAUAGUGGACUUUCAGCUACCUCCUGAUAUUGCGGAUGCUAUAUCGCAAACAACGGUGCCCUUUGGUUAUGGGUUCAUUAAGUUCUUGGACUCAACUGUUGCUGCUGAAAUUUGUGAGGAGCUAUUUUGUCCAGAUCCACCUCAUACUCAGCUUGCCUUAAAUGGUGUUGAAAUUUUUAUGAAUGCUAGUGGAAGUCAUCAUCAACUAAGAAAGCUUAAAGUUCGCAUGGAUGUUUUUAUAGGAGCUACACAAGCUCGUGGAGGACUUUACAUGUUUAGUAAUCAGCAGGGUUGUGACGGUGGACGCUUAUAUUACGAUGGAUGCUGUUGUGUUGUUGUUAAUGGAGAUGUGGUUGCUCAAGGCUCCCAAUUCUCAUUGAAGGAUGUGGAAGUUGUCGUUGCUCAUGUGGAUAUUGAUGCAGUAAGUUUGAAUGUUUGAUUAUUUAAAAAAUAUAGUCUUUUUGUUAUCAGGCCGAUUUGCCUCUUGGGUAAUAGAAGUUGUAUGACCUUCAUGCUUGGUUUUUUUUUUUUUUGAAAAAAAAUAAAUAAAUGUUGGUCAUGUGAGUAUAAUGAUAGUAUUAUCCUUUUAUUUUCUUCCAGCUAUGUCACAUAUUUUGCUUGAU
Messenger RNA from Chenopodium quinoa (quinoa), 958 nucleotides. Its product is annotated as glutamine-dependent NAD(+) synthetase-like. The transcript is spliced from 5 exons. Gene Ontology annotation, biological process: NAD+ biosynthetic process. Gene Ontology annotation, cellular component: cytoplasm. Lineage: Eukaryota; Viridiplantae; Streptophyta; Magnoliopsida; Caryophyllales; Amaranthaceae. Gene Ontology annotation, molecular function: glutaminase activity; NAD+ synthase (glutamine-hydrolyzing) activity. The record is from RefSeq and is a predicted model, not a curated record. The coding region runs from base 1 to 774 and encodes 257 amino acids.